AUGCUUGAGCUUCACGACGAUUGGGAUACCCAAGCUCUGUACCAGGAUGAAGUAAACAAUUGCAAUUCUUGCGAUGAGAAAAGUCCAAUCCGAGACAGCGGGAUCAUAUGUGGACCCAACCUGCGUUUAGUAGGCGUAAACUAUGCACAAAAUUUGUACCGAGCCAGUAUGCUUUUGGUUUGUCGCGGAGUACAAUGCCCAGAGGUUUCGUUCAUUCGUGGGCCCAGCAAUAGCAAGCAAGUCGGCGCGGACACGAACAACAUCAGUCGCGGCCAGUUGACUAGUACCCUCUUUUACGUUGACAACGGCAUUGAUUUUUACAGAUACACCAUUGAGUUUCCCAUGGAGUCAUAUGAGCAAUUGGUUAAAUACACAAUUGACGGCGAACACAAGCCUCAUUACCGUUUCUUCGUGCCUUCUAAAACCAGCAAUUUCAAUGUCAUGUCGUAUUCUUGCAAUGGGUUUUCGCUAAACGUCGAUACCACCAAGUUUCAGGGCUCCAUGUGGUUUGACGUGCUCAAUAAGCAUGCCAAGACCCAUUACCACGUAAUGCUUGGCGGUGGUGACCAAAUUUACUCUGACGGUAUUAACAUCUUCUGCAAAGGAUUCAAAAAAUGGCUUGCGGAAAAGAACGCCGUCAAAAAAUACAGGGCACAAUUAACUUCAGAGCUGCGUGCCGAGCUCGAGCAAUUUUAUUUGAAUGAGUAUCUGGAGUGGUACGGUUACGGAUAUUGGAAGGGAGCAACGCUUCAAUCCAAGACUACCCAAAAAUGUUUUCCUAUUGCUAUGGCCACUAUUCCCUCGAUCAACAUUUGGGACGAUCACGAUAUUAUUGACGGCUUUGGCUCAUACUCGCAUUCUUUUCAGUCAACCGAGGUGUUUAGCGGGGUGGGUAAGGCCGCCUACAAAUACUACGUUCUUUUCCAGCAUCAUGUAUCUAUUGAAGAAAAGGGCCCGUAUCUUGAAGAUGAGUCUUGGCUGCUAGGUCACAAAGACGGCGACUACAUUGAGGAGAAGUCGCACUCGGUGCUUACCAGAUUGGGCCCUACUAAUGCACUUUUGGGCUUGGAUUGUCGCACAGAAAGAAAGCUCAAGCAAAUCAUUUCCUGGGACACUUACGAUUUAGUCUUCAGGCGCUUGGAGCAAGAAGUGGCCAAGGGCAAAAUCGACCAUCUCAUGGUCAUGCUUGGAGUUCCGAUAGCGUACCCUAGAAUGGUAUGGCUGGAAUCGAUUUUCUCAUCCAGAGCUCUUGCGCCUGUGAAAUUUCUGGCGAAAAAGGGCAUCAUUGCUCGUGGACUUGUCAACUCUUUUAACGGUGACAUCGAGUUGUUAGACGAUUUGAAUGAUCAUUGGUGUGCGCGUCACCAUAAAAAGGAACGGAACUACUUGAUCGCGAAAUUGCAGGACUUUGGUGCCAAAAAUGGGGUGCGUGUUACGAUUUUGUCCGGCGAUGUCCACCUGUCUUGCGUGGGCCGCUUCCGUUCCAAGCUUCACUCUCAUCAUCUCACGAGCGGGAAGGAUGAGGAUGUAAAAAAAGUUUUGAACGAGCCAGAAAAGGAUGUUAGGUUGAUGUUCAACGUGAUAUCCAGUGCAAUUGUGAACACCCCACCACCAAAUGCGAUGGGUGCACUUUUGCAAAAGAGAUCAGGAAUUCAUCAUUUUGAUCAUAACACUGAUGAAGACAUGGUGCCUUUAUUCCAAACUGAUGUUGACGGCUCGAACAGGACAAAUUUCUCAUUUAUGAACCGCAGAAACUGGUCCGAUUUGAUCCCGAUUGAGAAUGUCAUGGAAAGCGAUUACCUUCGCGGGUUGUACCAGGUAUCUCUUGGCGAUUACUGCUACUCGGGCUUAGUUUCCGGCACUGGCCUGCAAACGAUGCAAGGCGAUACUGAGCACGACGGUAACAAAAAACAGGACGUUACAUAUCCUGUGACCUCCAAAGGGCUCAUUGCCUCGAUUCACGCCGAGAAGGACACUUUGAACAAAGACUCCGCGACCGAAGCUUACGCAGUAGUUAUCCCAGAACUGCAGAAAAAGGAGACGACUAUUUCACACGCGGGUAUCAAGCACGUCAGUCCUGAUGUCUAG
Lachancea meyersii CBS 8951 is the source of this 2088-nucleotide messenger RNA. The record is from the annotation of a GenBank genome assembly. NCBI's taxonomy places the organism in Eukaryota, Fungi, Ascomycota, Saccharomycetes, Saccharomycetales, Saccharomycetaceae.